Molecule: messenger RNA, 1375 nt
Organism: Hemibagrus wyckioides
Lineage: Eukaryota; Metazoa; Chordata; Actinopteri; Siluriformes; Bagridae
Gene: fut7
Product: fucosyltransferase 7 (alpha (1,3) fucosyltransferase)
Exons: 2
Coding region: 159-1232 (357 amino acids)
Cellular component (GO): membrane
Molecular function (GO): alpha-(1->3)-fucosyltransferase activity
Source: RefSeq, a predicted model, not a curated record
CGCUUGUUUCUCUGUAGUUGCCUGCUGUAUGUGACAGCUCUUCCCUCCACCUUGUUUCCACAUAACACUGACACAGUCUGACUAAUGCACUCUUGACAUUCAGAACAUUCAGUGCCUCAUGCAGCAUCUUCACAGAGAAACCACCAGCUUGGCCAGGUAUGUCACUGAACACAAGGUUUAAAAAAAAGCACUUGCUGCUAGCCCUUUUUCUUAGCUGCAUCUUUAUAAGCUUGCAGAGGAGGCCUUUUUUUCGGCUUCUUGGCACUGGAAAGAAAUGCAACAUUACAAUUCUGCUGUGGUACUGGCCUUUCAACAUCCCCUACAGCCUGGAGGACGACGUAUGCCUGAAGAACUACAGCAUCGCUGGUUGUUGCCUGGUGGAUAAUCGCAAUCUCUAUUCCAGCGCCGACAUCGUCAUCUUCCAUCAGCAUGAGCUGAAGCUUGGCAGCCAGAAGCUUCCACUCCAUCUUCCUCGACCGCUUCACCAGAGAUGGCUCUGGUUGUCUCUGGAAGCGCCGAAAAACAACAGGGACCUAAAAGAACACGCUGGGUUCUUCAACUUGACCAUGUCUUAUCAUCCUGGUGCGGAUAUUAUGAUCCCGUACGGGAAGCUCGAAGAGAAAGAUAACAAGACUUCCAUGCCUUUUGUUAUGGCUGAAAAUAAAACCCAUUUGGUUUGUUGGGUGGUCAGUAACUAUAAGAACCAUCACAGGAGAACCAAAGUGUACAAAGAGCUUAGUAAACUCGUCCCCGUGCAGGUGUACGGCCGCGCUGUGAGGAAACCAGUGAAUCAAGGUGCACUGCUGCCUACGAUUUCCCGUUGUUAUUUUUACCUUGCUUUUGAGAACACGGAGUGCCCCCACUACAUCACUGAGAAGCUGUGGCGAAACUCUUUCAUGGCUGGAACGGUGCCCAUAGUGUUGGGUCCACCGCGAAGUCACUACGAGGCUGUCGCGCCACCACAUUCGUUCAUCCACGUGGAUGACUUUGACUCCAUAGCAAGCCUGGCCAGAUUCCUGACAGAACUAGCUAAAGACGUACGACUCUACAAGUCGUACUUCUCCUGGCAUGAAAAGUACACUGUGAAACUAUACACAGAUUGGAGAGAGAGACUUUGUAACAUCUGUGACAGUUAUUACAAACUUCCUUAUCACAAGAUAUACCAUGACUUUGGGCAUGACUUAGAUGUUGCUUUAAAGAGAAAUGUCACCAACGCGAGCCGUUAUAGCUAAAAAAAAACGGCUAUAAAAAAAGUCUAGUAGUAGUAGUAGUGCUGAUUGUUUCAUUUACACUUGAAAAAUUAAAAAUAAAACACAUUUGCAAAAGCACAAGAGAAAUUUGUCUACCGUCUUUAACCACGAGCACAAGCUCCAGU